AUGAGCGGCGGCCCGGAGGAGCUGCAGGAGCGGCUGCGGGAGGCGGCGGCGCUCGGGGACGCCGAGGAGGUGCGGCGGCUGCUGGCGGCGGGGGCGGACGUCAACUCCCGUAACGAGAUCGACGGCUGGACCUGCCUGCACUGGGCCUGCAAGCGGAGCCACGCGCAGGUGGUGGCGCUACUGCUGGACGCGGGCGCCGACCGCAGCAUCCCCACGGGCGCGGGGCAGCUGGCCGAGCAGCUGACGGCCAAAGCGCACAUCCGCAGGAUUCUGGGAGUCACAGAAGAAGAAAAGGACUGUCAAGGAGUCAGCGCUGUGACCCCCCCAGCUGCUGCCAGCUGUCCGGCCGCCCCGCCGUUCCCUCACAGCUGUCCAGAUGAAAGCCCCCCACACAGCUCAGCAGAAUCUCCAAAUGAAAGCACUUCCAUCUCUCCAGCUUCCCAGAGCGAAAUCAGUCCUCGUUCCUCAGCAGCCCAGGUUGAAAGUGUGUGCGCGUCCACGCGGUGCUCCAGUGAGGACAGCCUUCCUCAGCUUCCACAGCUGCCCGUCCUGCCGGCUGUGCCCUCAGCUGCAGAAUGCACAGAGCUGGGGCUACAGAGCAGCUCCUGCCAGCCCCCAGCACGCAGCUCGGCUCUGUUUGUGCCGGCAGCCCCCAGCCAGGCCGUGCCGCAGAGCAGCCGCCCACCGCCUGGGCCUGCGCCUGCAUUUCAGCCCUUCUUCUUUACUGGAACUUUCCCAUGCAACGUGCAAGAACUUGUGCUUAAGGUGAGAGUGCAGAACCUCAGAGACGACGACUUCAUUGAAAUUGAACUGGACAGACAGGAGCUGACGUACCAAGAUCUGCUCAGAGUGAGCUGCUGUGAGCUGGGCAUUAAUCCUCAGCACGUAGAGAGGAUCAGGAAGCUACCAAACACAGUGCUGAGAAAGGACAAGGAUGUCGCCAGGCUGCAGGACUUCCAAGAGCUGGAGUUGGUUCUUGUGAGAAGCGACAGCUCUCCCUUCAGAAAUGCUGCACCAGCUUUGACUGAGAGAUCGUGCUACAACAGCAGAGCCUCCAAGCUGACCUACUGAGUGCCACCUGCAGCCUGGAAGCACAACGGUUAUACACUGCUGCCCAGGGGAGGCAGUGAAUGGGCAUCUGGGGAACCUUGAGUUACUGUUAGGGCUAAUAUUUGAACUAAUAAUGUCUUUGGUAUUUAAUAUCCCCCUUUGCUUUUAUUUUUCUUACUUGGUACUAUAUCCAGAUAAUUCAGGAUACCUCAUUUGUAUACUAAGAUCACAUGCUUACCAUGCAGUUAAGUUCUUUAGUUGUAUGAAGCAACAGAGGGCAGCAAAGAAAUUCUGCAGAGUACUCCCCCUCUUUGAACCAAGCAGGAGUGAUGGAAAAGACAAUCAGGAAAUGGCUUUCAUGCCCCCCUUCAGGCCCAGGCCUGCAGUGCAGGAGUAACACGGACAGUAACAAACACUGUGUGGUAUUAAAGCAGUGUUUCAGGGACAGGAGCAGGCAGCAGCACUGCUCAGGGAAUUGUGCCAGCCAGCCCAAGGCACCCACACUCCAACCACCCCUGCACCUCAGCAGUAGCACAGUUUUAGGAAGUUUUUCCUUGUCCCUGUGGUGCAGACCCUGCUGCCUUCAGACGUGAGCAGGCAGCGCAAUGCCCUGCGCCCAUGCUGGCUCCCAGCACCACUGUGCAGUGCAGAGCCCUGGGAGGGACGCAGCUAUCGGCACCCACUUCAGAGAAAAGCAGCCAAGAGGCAGCUGAGGCUCUGCUGUUCAGGCUUCCCAUUAAGUUACUUGGGCUUAAAACUCCUGCUUAGUGGACUGAAAGCAAUUGCCAUCCUUUUCCCCUGUUCCCUAUCUCUAUGAAUGCACUGAAUAUUCCUCGGUCCAGGAGCUGAAGCCCAGACCCGGCUCCUCGUAAGCUAAAGACACACUAUGAAACAGGAAUUCCCACCCUGGGCUCCCUUUGUUCUUAGGAAAGGCACUUUCACCAUAGCAUUACACAUUCAUCUUUAUGAGAUAACCUGCAGACUAGCUCAGACGACAUGCAAUAACUGCUCCAAACCUGCACUGGCUGUUAUUUGCUUGCAGCUCCUGUAUUUAGGACGUCACUGUGAAGACUGCCUCUACUAAUUACUGAACGUGCAGCUGUAGGAGCAGCUGGUCUUAAAGCUUUCUUUGCUCCGGUUUUGACAAGGAGUAACUGUUAACAAGAGGAGACUAAAACAUUAAUUGUGAUUUGACUGUGAUAAGAAGUCUAUGCAUUCAGAGAAAUAUUUUUGUAUAUUUUAUGCAGUUUGAUAAACUCUAAGGCACACUACUUCAGGGUUAUUUCCUUUUGCUUUCUUUGAACAAUAAACUUGUUAACAACAACUGAAA
Messenger RNA from Centrocercus urophasianus (Greater sage-grouse), 2380 nucleotides. RefSeq names its product ankyrin repeat domain-containing protein 40-like. The record is from RefSeq and is a predicted model, not a curated record. Gene Ontology annotation, molecular function: protein binding. The coding region runs from base 1 to 1071 and encodes 356 amino acids. The transcript is spliced from 5 exons. Lineage: Eukaryota; Metazoa; Chordata; Aves; Galliformes; Phasianidae.